AUGAACAACGUCAAGGCGAAGAUUCAAGACAAGGAGGCUGGUGCCCGAGGCAUACGCGACAGGGAGCAUAGAAAGGAAGGAUCUAGUCUGCUAUGCGCCACCGCUACACAUAUCCUCCGCAGGCCUGCGCCCGAGGUCGAGUCUACCGAAGCAAUCGACAAUGUCAAGGCCAAGAUCCAGGACAAGGACUAUAGAAAGGAGGCAUCCAGGGCCGGCGCUGUACACAUCCUCUUCACGCCCACGCCCGAGACCGAGUCUUCCGAUACCAUCGGCAAUGUCAAGGCCAAGAUCUAG
Messenger RNA from Peniophora sp. CBMAI 1063, 294 nucleotides. The record is from the annotation of a GenBank genome assembly. Lineage: Eukaryota; Fungi; Basidiomycota; Agaricomycetes; Russulales; Peniophoraceae.